AGGAUGAGAAAACCCUUUCUUUUCCUUCUUCUUGUCUGCAUAAGUACUAGCCUGCUCGAUUUGAACAAAAUAAACCAACUUAAGAAACGGCUGGCUGAAAUGCAUUCGGAUCUAGACGUUGAUCAUCUACUUGCAAUUCGGAGAAAGCUGGAUAGACGUGCGAAAGUACCAAAGUUGGAUCUGCAACAGCAGAUUAGUCUGAGGGAAAGGCUGAAGGCACUGAAAACUAUUGAAUGGACGGAAGACAACUCGAUUGAAGCUAUAAACGAGAGAAGCGGAAUGUCUGAACUAUUGUAUCAAGGAGAUAUGAUCCUAACAGAGUAAACCCAAACAGAUUUGAGCAGACAAAUCCGCC
Molecule: messenger RNA, 355 nt
Organism: Cylicocyclus nassatus
Lineage: Eukaryota; Metazoa; Nematoda; Chromadorea; Rhabditida; Strongylidae
Source: the annotation of a GenBank genome assembly